Messenger RNA from Sphaerodactylus townsendi, 3222 nucleotides. It is a transcript of the gene SLC43A2, whose product is annotated as solute carrier family 43 member 2. Gene Ontology annotation, molecular function: L-amino acid transmembrane transporter activity; neutral L-amino acid transmembrane transporter activity. The coding region runs from base 394 to 2109 and encodes 571 amino acids. Gene Ontology annotation, biological process: transmembrane transport; neutral amino acid transport. The record is from RefSeq and is a predicted model, not a curated record. The transcript is spliced from 15 exons. Lineage: Eukaryota; Metazoa; Chordata; Lepidosauria; Squamata; Sphaerodactylidae.
CCCCCACUGACCUGUCUAGGCCAAGCUACGUAUAUCUUGGGUGAAGAAUUCCAGAUGUUCAUUAAGCAACAGUUGUUUCUUUUUCUGGCUCGAACCCGCUGCCCAAGUUCUAGUGUAAGGAGGCAAACCGGCUGCCCUCUUCCUCUUUAUGACGUUCAUAACACUCCUCUUGUAUGGAGCGCAGCUCUUCCACCCCUCCCUCUUAUUUCCUUUGCCCUCCACAACCCCGGAGUUUCUUUUCUGAGGAGUCACCACCAGAUCAGACCCUGCCACCACCCUCUGGAAUUGUACUUUCCUGUCUGAGCAUCGUUGCCUUGACCCACUCUGGACCUUAAUUCCUUCCCUUGGGGCGGAAAAGGAGUCUAGGUGGAAAAAACCUCCCCGUAUAACAUCAUGGCUCCCACGCUAGCCACUGCCCACCGGCGCCGCUGGUGGAUGGCCUGCACGGCCGUGGUGGAAAACCUCUUCUUCUCUGCUGUCCUCUUGGGCUGGGGGUCUCUCCUCCUCAUGCUCCAGUCGGAGGGCUUCUACUCCUACCUGUGUCAUCCCCCAGAGAAUGUGACCAUCCCAGCCAACGCCAGCCUUUCCGCAGGCAACCUAACGCAGGUGCCGGAGGAGCCGACGCGCAUGAACGGCUGGCUGACCUGCAAGGAGCAGGAUGAGAUGCUGAACUUGGCCUUUACUGUUGGCUCCUUCCUGCUGAGCGCCAUCACUUUGCCUCUGGGCAUCAUCAUGGACAAAUACGGACCCCGCAAGCUGCGGUUGCUGGGCAGUGCCUCUUUUGCCGUGUCCUGUGUGAUGAUCGCUUAUGGAGCCAGCAACCCUGACUCUCUGUCCGUGCUGAUCUUCUUUGCUCUGUCAUUGAACGGCUUGGGAGGGAUGUGCAUGACCUUCACAUCGCUCCCGCUGCCCAACAUGUUUGGCGACCUUCGCUCCACCUUCAUUGCCCUCAUGAUUGGCUCUUACGCCUCUUCGGCUGUUACUUUCCCUGGAAUCAAGGUGAUCUAUGAUUUCGGGGUCUCUUUUAUCCUCAUCCUGCUGGUCUGGUCCUGUUGUGCGGGGCUCGUCUUCUUCAACUGCUUCUUCAAUUGGCCGCUCGAACCUUUCCCGGGCCCAGAAGACAUGGACUACACGGUGAAGAUUAAGUUCAGCUGGCUGGGGUUUGACCACAAGAUCACCGGGAAGCAGUUCUACAAGCAAGUGACGACCGUGGGCCGUCGCCUCAGCGUGGGAGGCUCCAUGAAGGGACAGAAGGAGAUGGCAGCCCUGCAGGGCAGCAACAAGCUGUGCCUCUCCACGGUGGACUUGGAAGUGAAGUGCCAGCCGGACGUGGCAGCCUCUCCCUCUUUUAUGCACAGCGUCUUCAGUCCCAUCCUGCUCCUCAGCCUGGCCACCAUGUGCAUCACCCAGCUGCGGCUCAUCUUCUACAUGGGAGCCAUGAACAACAUCCUGCAGUUCCUGGUAGGGGGAAACGACCUGGAGGCAGUCAAUCUCUACACCUCCAUCUUCGGGGUCCUGCAACUGCUUUGCCUGCUGACGGCUCCUAUGAUAGGCGGCAUCAUGGACUGGAAGAUGAAAGAAUGUGUGGACAGCUCAGAAGAGGCAGAGACCAAGGACUCAAGUCCGGGCGAUAAGAAGCAGAAGAAACCUCGCGACCGGCAGAUCCAGAAGAUAGCCAAUGCCACGAGGGCCUUCGCUUUUACCAACUUCUUGCUGGUAGCAUUUGGGGUCACCUGCCUGAUCCCCAACCUGCCUUUACAAGUCCUUUCCUUCAUCCUGCACACGAUCGUCAGAGGGUUCAUCCAUUCGGCAGUGGGCGGCCUCUACGCAGCUGUGUAUCCCUCCACGCAGUUUGGCAGCUUAACGGGACUACAGUCUCUGAUCAGCGCCCUCUUUGCUCUCCUCCAGCAGCCCCUAUUCCUGGUGAUGAUGGGACCCUUGGAAGGAGACCCACACUGGGUCAACAUGGGCCUGCUGGGGCUGAGCAUGCUCGGCUUCUGCUUGCCGAUCUACCUGAUCUGCUACAGGCGGAGGCUGGAACGGGAGAAGCAGCAGCAGAUGGACGAUGCCAAACUCUUCCUGAAAAGCAACUCGGAGGCCUUUGUGUAGAGGGCUGCAUUGCCAGCGGCUGGGACCAUUCUGCCAGGGGGCUGCCUUCCGGUCUCCCUUGGCCCUCUCUGUCUGUCUCGUCUUCGACACUCCACCGUCUCCACAGAGGGCCGAGGCUGUGCACCUCUCCUCUGAACUGCAUGGCUCAGACUCUCUUUCGUAAAAGCCACCCAAGGGGGCAGGCGCCUCCGGCUUUCUUUCCCUGGCAUCUGGCGGAAGCCCCGGGGCAGGGGUGGCAGCAGGCAUUAGGGAGGGCACUGGCCCCUUUUGCUGUUUGCCCCUCACCAAAUGCCCCCGCCCUUCUGGCCAAGUCACAUGACUACAGGUAGGCCUUGUGUGGCCUUCGCUCUCUCCCCCUGCCACCUCCACAUCUCAGAGCUUGGCUUCCAGUGGGACGGGAGGGACACUCUGUCCCUCCCCACCCCAGCUGGGCCCUUUAGGAGGCCUGAAGAGGCUGUCCCUUCUCGUUGUCUGCAUAACCCUCUCUUUCAGCUCAGCGUUAAAGCCAAUCCAAGAUGGAGGGCAAUCCAAGAUGGCGGCCGAGGGACUUCUGCCCUGAGGCAGUGAGGAAGAUGGCUAAACUGUGCCGAAAGCAAAGUCACGCCCUUGCUCACCGCCUCCCCUGACCCAGUUUGCUGCCUGAAAGAAACCCUGCCCGAUGCCUCUGACUGGUGGCCCUUUUCCUCAUUUGGGCCCAGGCAGAGCAACAGUUUGGGGGUUACCGGGGAGGGCAGUUGCGUGCCCCCCUCCAUUUUCUAGGUGCUGAUUUCUGUAGCAUUUCUGCUGUGUGCAUGUUCCACCACAUGGAUUUUCGGCUAGGAAAGAAAAGCGGGACAGAGAGAAAGAGACCCGGGUUGGAAACCCCGGCUGGACUUGUCUGUGUUGAAGCAGCCGUGGCUCGUACGCACGGUCACCCUGCUGGGGCGUGCUCCUGCCAGAGCGGCCGCGGCUGGGUGUAGAACUGGCACCGACCGGAGACUCGCCGGGGAGCGGCGCUGCUACCUUCUGGGCAUGUGGACACGUUUCUCUGUACGGAGCGGCUGGCGACUACCUUUUGAAAAGCAAUAAAUUGGCUGUUGGGGGGGCUGUGGUCCUUCCAGGGGCGGGGGCACA